Messenger RNA from Arachis duranensis, 453 nucleotides. Its product is annotated as receptor kinase-like protein Xa21. Bases 1 to 453 code for a protein of 150 amino acids. Lineage: Eukaryota; Viridiplantae; Streptophyta; Magnoliopsida; Fabales; Fabaceae. The transcript is spliced from 2 exons. Gene Ontology annotation, biological process: protein phosphorylation. Gene Ontology annotation, molecular function: protein kinase activity; ATP binding. The record is from RefSeq and is a predicted model, not a curated record.
AUGGUGCCGCAGGCCGUUCUAGAAGUGAUGAUCAAGCUAGUUCCUCUGCAAUUAAGGGAACCAUUGGAUAUAUUCCACCAGUAUGGAGCAGGAUCUCCAGUGUCAGCAGAAGGAGACAUGUAUAGCUAUGGAAUUCUUCUUUUGGAGAUGAUCACUGGAAAGAAGCCAACUGAUAGCAUGUUUGGUGAAGGUCUAAACCUACACAAUUUCUGUUACAUGGCAACUCUAGAUGGAAUAACUGAGAUUGUUGAUUCAACAUUGCUCAUUCCAAUUGAUCAACAAGAAAGAAGAAGGGUUACACAACAGCAAAACAUGGAAGACACCAUUCAAGAAUGUCUUGUGCCUUUUGCUAGUAUUGGAGUUGCAUGUUCUCAAGAGUUUCCUAAUCAGCGAAUGAGCAUAAAAGAUGUCAUAACUGAAUUGCAUGCAAUCAAACAAAAGCUAUCAUGCUAA